Molecule: messenger RNA, 783 nt
Organism: Thyridium curvatum
Lineage: Eukaryota; Fungi; Ascomycota; Sordariomycetes; Thyridiales; Thyridiaceae
Exons: 3
Coding region: 1-783 (260 amino acids)
Source: RefSeq, a predicted model, not a curated record
AUGUCGAACGAGGUUGCAGAGCUCAAGCAGACGCUGGAGGCCCUCCAGAAGGAGGUGGUCCGGCUUAGAGACCAGGAGGAGAUUCGCAAGAUCCAGUACAAGUAUGGGUACUACCUCGACAAGUGCUUGUACCAGGAGGUCGCCGACCUCUUCUCGGACGACAAGGACAGCUUCGUGCAGUUCCUGGGCGGCCGGUACCGGGGCCCGGCCGGCGUCAAGCGCCUCUAUCAGGAGCGCUUCGGCAAGCACUUUGUCAACGGGCGCAACGGGCCCAUCCACGGCUUCCUCCUCGACCACCCGCAGAUGCAGGGCAUCGUCGACGUCGACUACUCGGCCUCGCCACCGCGCGCCAGCGGCCGCUUCCGCUCGCUGAUGCAGGCCGGCGUGCACAUCUCCCAGGCGGCCAAGCACCCGCGCGGCUUCACGCAGUGGUGGGAGGGCGGCAUCUACGAGAACGAGUACAUCCGCGACGGGCCCGACGGCUCCUGGCGCAUCCUGCGCCUGCGCUACUUCCCCUUCUGGCACGGCGACUUUGAGCACGGCUGGGGCUACAAGGUGGCCGGUUUCGUGCCCUUCAUGUCCAAGACGUACCCGGAGGACCCCAACGGGCCCGACGAGGUCGUGACCGAGGAGCAGAGGAUGAUGUGGCCCGACACCAGGGUCGUCCCCUUCCACUACGACCACCCCGUGACUGGGCAGCCGGUCAAGGAGGAGGACCAGCGGGCGCCCGAGUUUGGCGACGACCCCGCCAACGCGAAGCCUUCUCUUAAGCUUCAGUGGUAG